This is a messenger RNA of Pisolithus orientalis, 1893 nucleotides long. Its product is annotated as RNI-like protein. Bases 145 to 1605 code for a protein of 486 amino acids. The record is from RefSeq and is a predicted model, not a curated record. Lineage: Eukaryota; Fungi; Basidiomycota; Agaricomycetes; Boletales; Pisolithaceae. Gene Ontology annotation, molecular function: protein binding. The transcript has 4 exons.
UAUGUUGUGCUAUUGUACUUGCGGUGGCCAUUGUUCCCCUGCCGACAUUAAUAUUAUUGCUAUGGAGUCCCGAGACAAGCCCGUGGAACAGCGGCGACGACCGUUUUCUCUUUUCUUCUAUCAUUUAGCACAUUGCGCUCGCCGAUGAGCAAGUUUCGUGAACACCUCUCACUCACUCUGCCGCCUGGCCACCUCGACCUCCCUGUUGAGCAGUCCAAAUUCUCCCCAGCAUCGACAAUAGACCCGUCACCGCGAUAUUCAGAGUCCAUGCGGAAUCCGUUUCACCCGCUGUCCCCGAAGGAUGUCGAGGCGGGGACCCCCCAGUCGUCCUCAAGCUUGCGUGACAGAUUUACCAAGCUCUUCUUCGACCUUCGAACGAUUCAUAACGUGGUGCCUGCUCGAGUUCAGGACUCGCGUUUAUCUCAGUGGCCACCGCUCAACGUCGAGAAGCGGCGAUGUACAUGUCAACACGAUCCUCGUCACGAAGCGAAGAAGAAGAAACGCAAGCGCAGGUCGCGGUGUCUCUUGAUUCUGCUGAUAAUCAUUCUUCUCUUCUUGAUUGGAAACGUAAUCUACUUGAACGUCCGCGUCCUCUCCCUUGCAUCUUCCUUAUCUCAGAAUCCAACGACUCAAGUGCUCUCCGCGGACGCUCUCCAAUGUAUAUCACAAUACACACUGAACGCACCCUCAUCACCCUCCUCCUAUCCCUGUUCAAGUUGCUUGCUAGCUCUCCAGGGCGUUCCUUCUUCGUUUAUGUCAAAUUCUGCCAACGCCCAAGAUGCUCAGACAAUAAACAACGUUGUUCAGUUCUGCAGCCUUCGUGCGGUAUACGAAACAGCGAGUGCACAGGGUCAAACUACCCUUGGUAAUGGUAGUUGGUCGCAAAACCUUAACUUCUGCACUUGGACAGGCGUCACAUGUGAUACUUCUGGACGUGUUUCCUCACUAGCACUGACGUAUCCUGGUGUACCUGCUACACUUCCUAAUGAGAUUGGCGCGCUUUCGGACCUUCAGGUCUUGACCGUAGUUGGAGGAAAUACGAUACCUGCUGGCUCUCUUCCAGAGUCUUUCGUAAAUCUCACUGCCAUGACCACUCUUCAUCUAGAGUCAACCGCCAUUACCGCACUCCCAGAUACGCUGUUCUCUUCCCCAGGGUUGACAAACAUAUCUACCUUGGCUCUAUUACGCAACUCAGAUAUGGGCACAUCCCUGCCCACCAGCAUCACCGAGCUAACGGGAUUGCACAGCCUGCUCGUCAACUCACAGGUCUUAUCUCCAUCGCCGCUGUCUACUAUAGUGAACUCCUCUACGCUCGCUGCCUCUCUACAGACUCUUGAUCUCACUUCAACGUCGUUAACCGGGACAAUCCCAACUUCCAUCUCGUCUUUCAAGAAUUUGACGCAACUCUUACUGAGUUCUAAUAACCUCACUGGCACUGUGCCAGCCAUGCCAAGCACACUCAAGGUGCUCCAACUUGGCGAGAACUCAGCCCUAACUGGCGCUUUUGCCUGCAGCGUCAACACGUUACAAACGUGCAAUGUUGCAGGAACAAACGUCUCCGUCGCCGGGUGCGGUGUAUGCCAGAACGCAACGAUGACCUCGUAAUUUGCGAUACAUCCAUGGAUAAUGUCGUCCCCAAGGUUAACUUGCCCUACGACAGACACUGCAUACGGACACAUUAUGAUCUACGAAAUAUCACUCAUACGUGUAGCAUAAUUGUCGAUUGUUCCACUCCCUCCUUCUACUGUUUUAUUGUCGUACCACUUGAUGACUUUCUUAUGUGACAUCCAUCAAUAGCUUCGGCCCGUAUAUUUCACCCGUAGUGUAACAGGUAUAUUUGGAUUUGCUAUCAGAUAACCUGCAGUUCAAUCGAUGAUGGGCUUUUCUUCGUGG